Dermatophagoides pteronyssinus (European house dust mite) is the source of this 3286-nucleotide messenger RNA. RefSeq lists its product as uncharacterized. The record is from RefSeq and is a predicted model, not a curated record. Lineage: Eukaryota; Metazoa; Arthropoda; Arachnida; Sarcoptiformes; Pyroglyphidae.
AUGAAUGUUUUUAUGUUUUUGCAAAGUUGUCUUUUAUUUUUUUACUUGAUUCGAAUAAUUGUUGCUAAGAAUCAACAUGAUAGAACUUUGGUACCAUAUAAGCCAUUAUAUGGUGUACCAAUUAAAUGUACAGGAAAUUCUGAUCCUCAAACGACCGAAGAAAAAUAUCAAGCCUGUCAAUUGAAGGCGAUUGGAAAAUGGAAAAUAAAACUACAACAUUAUUACACUGAAAGUUGGAAUUUUUGCUGUUUCGUAUAUGAUGUUUUGGAAUGCGAAACAAAAGUUUUGUCUGAAUGUGAUGAAGACUAUUCCGAUCGUAAUGACAAAGAAACAAGGCUAUUGUUUGAUAAAUCAUGUCAACCAAUCAUAGCAAACAAUCCUUGUGGCAAGAGUGGAGGAGGAGGUAAAGAUUGGAUAUGGAAAGGAUUAGGAAUUGCUGCAGGAGUCGGACUAUUCUUGUAUUUGUUAUACGAAUGUAUUCAAUUUUGGAGAAAGGAGUAUAACACCGAAUUGAAAGCACUGGAAGCUUAUAAGGAAGAGAAAUUUCAAAAAUACUAUGAAAAAGAAUUCGUUCGUGCUGUUUAUGACAAUGAAGUUGAUAAUCUCAAUAAACAACGGCUCACAAACGUUUCUGUACAAAAAAAUGAGAAUGGAGAACCGAUCGAAAAACAAGAUAAUGUAAAACUAUCGAAAAAAGAUUUGAAAAAAAUUGAAAAAAAAGUCAGAACACUAAUUGAAGCAAAGUCGAAAAAUGAUCCGACUUUCCUUGAUGAUUUCAUUCAAGAUUCAACAAAAUAUUAUGAAAAACCAACCGGUGUUUUAGCAAAAAGUAAAAAAUUUUUCACAAGGUUAUGGCAGGAAAAGAAAGUGAAUAAUGAAGAACUAAUGAAAAAAGAAGAAUUGAUUCGAUCGCAAGCUCGUCGACAGUUUGAAAAUAUUCAUAAUGUUGAUCAAUCUCAAUCAACAAAACCGGGAAAGUUGAAAAGUUUGAUAGUAACAGAAGACGAAAACACCGAUUCACUUUUGGCAAAAAUGCUCAACAUUUUAAAUCAAGAACAAGUCGCUGUCCAUGAAACUAUGAGAACUACAGACUUUCCUGAGCCCGGAAAGAUUGAUGAACUGGAAAAAUGGACUAAAGAUUUCAAAGACACCAGAAAUAGGAUUCGAAAUGAAAUCAACAAAACGUUUGAAAUGACUUUGGAAAGACCAACAAGUGAAGAUCAAACUGACAAAAUCGAAGAAACUAAAAAUAAAUUAGUAGAUACCAAGUUGAAACAAAUAUCCGAAUCAGUUCAAGAAACAGAUUCAAAUAAACAAUUAAAAGCAUCAAACGAUCAAACAAACAAAAUCACAAAAGCAACAACAAACGAUCAAGUGGCCAAAAUUUCAAAAAGUGAUUCUUUUAAAAAAACCAAAACUAAAGAUAAAUCAGUCAGUAUAGUUGGACAAAUAAAAUCUGAAAUGGAUCAAAAGGUUGAAUUUGAACCAGAAAUUUUUAAAUAUCUUUCAGGAGUGUAUAAUGAAUUAUCUACAAACGAAUGGCUUGCUGACACAAUGCAACAAACAUCUGAUCAAUUAAAAUCUACAUUAACAUCAGCAGGUGAACAAAUGAACGUAUAUCUAAAAAGUUUAUCGGGAAAAUUAUAUGAAAUGUCACCAAAAGAUUGGAUCGGAGACAUUAAACCAUCAUCAUAUAGUAUUGUUGAAAAAUUAAAAAAUAAAUUUAAAACCGGUAAUAAAGAAAUUUCUGAUUUUUUUAAAAAAACUACUGAUAAGGCUUAUGAAAUACUUGCAAGUGAUGAUUCAACUGAAAUGGAAAAACAAAAAACUAGAUCCUAUGUUGGAAAUUUAGAACCAAUAGAAGAAGAAGAAGAACAACCGAAAAGAAUUUCAAAGAAUAAAAAAGAUAAGAAAAAACCAAUUAUAUCAAGUGAUGAUAAAAACAAUAAACAAUCGAUAACGGAAUCAACAGAAAAUCAAACUACUAACAACGAGACUGUAAUUUCGUCAAAAAUCAAAAAUAAACAAACAUCCAUCUUGUUGGAUAAUAUGAUACAAUCAUCAUCAUCAUCAUCGAAACCAAUAGAUGAAAGUAAAUUUGGUAAUAUUAAAUCAAUUGAUAUAUUAAAUGAGGAAAAUAAAGCAGUUAGCACAAAACCAAGCCCUGAAUUAACACAAGAGAUGAUAAAAAUUAAAGCUAUUCCAAAUAUAACCGAAGAAGAAUUGAUUAUAAUGAAAAAAAUAGCUCAAUUACAAGAACUACAUGGACGAAAAAACCUUAUAGAUCUUAUUAGUCGAUUAUUUGAUAAAAAAUUACAAUUAAUAAAUAAUUGGAUUGAAGAUGAAAAAACUAAUCCAAAAUUAACUGGUGAAGCAAGAAUAAAUUAUUUUCAUAAUGGUGAAAUUAAUAGAUUAGCUGCGUUAAAAGAUGUAGAAAAUAUGAAACGUGCAAAACAAAUAAAUUUGGAUAAAAUAGAUAAUGCUGAAAAAUCUUUAGUAUCAGGUUUUGCUUUUAAAGAUGAAAUUUUUAUACAAAAACCAGAUAAAAUAAUAGAAGCAAAUAAAUUGGAUAAAAAUUUAAAAAUAAUGACUGAAUCAGAAUUUAAUAAUAAUGUAUCAAAGGCUUUAGAUAAAUAUGAUGGUUAUUUGAAGGAAGAUUCGAUAAAGUCGUUAAAUGAACAAAAAGAACGAUUGAAACAUACUAAUCUCAAAAACGUUUUUAAGGUGGAAAAAAUUUUGAAUUAUAAAGUAGAAGUGGGUAAAGAAAUAACAAAAAAGUUAAGAGAAAUGAUGAUGGAAAAAAAAGCUAGAACAAAAAGACAAGCAUAUGAUGAUGGAAAAGAAACCCAAUUAAGUGAAGCUGAGAAAAAUGAAACUGAAAAACAGGCAUUGAAAAAAUUGUUAAAGAAAAAAUCAUCAAGUAAAAAUCAAACAUCAUUGAACGGACAAGAUUCAAGUUCAUCAUCAAAUGAUUUUUCAGAUUCGGAUGAAACUCGACAACUGACAAUGUUGAAACAAAAAUCAACCAAUCUUUUCAAACAAACAAUGAUAGAUCAGCAGCCAAUGCAGCAAAAUAUUGAAAUAUCUCAAUCAACCAAUAUUAUAGAUUCGUUGAUGAAACGUAUAAAAAAAACAAUCAAUCGAACAAUUUUAUCCGCAGCAAAAGAAAUACCUAAAAAUCAACAAUUUACCGAUUACACCAAACAAUUUUAAUACAACAAAAAAAAAUUAUUUAAUAAAAUUUUCAUUUUACAACAUUUCAUUUCGUCAACUCAUGAAAUUCAAU